UGUUGUGAUAAACUUAUUAAAUAGAUCGUGAUGUCUUAGUGUCGUUUGGAAGAUGUCGGAUAAAGAGGGUUCUAAGUUUCCAAAAAAUAUCGAGGAAUUUCUACUGCAACAAAACCUGGAUGAGUGGCCUCAGAAACUGUCUGCUGAAGGAUCCCUGCUGGUCAGUGUAGACUCUGUGUUGGGAUCCAAGGAGGACAUCAGGGACACAUUGAAGAGUGCCGCUCCACUUCGCCUAGAGGUUCUGGAUGAACUGGAAGAUCGACUACUGAAAUUGGAGAGCGAAUUGGUCCAGUACUCCUCAAUGACCUUGACUGACAUUGUAAGACCUUCUAAAAUCAAAGACGGUAUCUUCAACGUACCGAAAAAAGCUGAAAUCAUGGAACAAACUGGCAAUGGAAUUGAAGCUUUCAGAGAAGAACUGCAGAAAAAACAGAGACGAAAGAAGGCUGGAGUGAACGGCGACGCCAGCUCAAAGAGCGUGGAGGCAACACACUUCCCAGGGUUUUUCCCUAAAGAAAUGCUCGAUUUUCCCGGUCAGUAUGAGGCCCCAGUCCUGAUGAAUGCUGUGACGAAUCGUCAAAGUUUCAAUCCCGGCUUCAUGAAAUUCUGGAAGCGCAUCUUUCAAUCGGAGGCUUCUGUCGCAAUAAUGCAGGACACUUUCUGGUGGAUAUUUCUCGACAAGUUUGAAGGCAAGUACACAAAACAGAGGUCUGCACGUGAUGGUGGCAGUGGAGAAGGAGAUGGCGAAAGUGGAUCUAGUGUGGCGAGUGGUAUGAUGGGUGAGCGAGAAGUACAAGUGGCCAAGGACAGAUUGUUCAACCGAAUCGCAGACAGCUUUGUAGCCAUGCUUUUCAGUAUACAUCCAGACAUGAAGGACAAAUUCCUCAAUGUGUAUCCAGACGUGUUGGCUCAGGCCAUCUGUGCUUCAUACGUGGAAUGCUUCCCCAUGUCUAAAAUUCUGUUCAACGACAACUUCAAGCAUUACGUGGCCACGAUCUGCUUCCAAUGGAUAUCUGGAAUUAAGCCUGGACCCAUGCACCUGCGUGAUUGGAAUGUUGACAAACUAAUGGCAUCGGCAGACAUCUCUAAUCCAAUUCUGGACGCUGCGAGGUCAGGUGAUACAAGCAGUGCGUCAGGCAAAAAUACCCCGAGAAAGAUAUCUAGGCACGCUGCAACUCAAGAAGAGAAAAACUUUGACCACUGGAAUCAAUUGAGCACGAACACAACUGGAAGAACUCGCAAAGUGUCUCAGUUAAAGUCAUCGGAGAAACAGCAGAAGAAAAAGAGUGGUUCUAUGCCUGUGUGUGGGAGUGACCAGAUGGAGCGACUGCCCUUCAGUGUGUAUGGGAGGAGUCCUCUGGUGGCCCACUGGCUCCACUCAAAAUCCCUAGCCGGCAAAUCCCAACACACCACCGGACCCAACACCAUGAUCAGAGUGCAGGUGGAAAAACUCAAUGAAGAGACUGUGACGUUUCAAGAUGUAAUAGACGAGGUAAAGGACAAUGCUGCGAUUAGAAGGAGAGAAGUGGCACGAAUUGAAAAGGAAACAAAACGAGAAAUUCGGAGGAUCGAUGAGAACUUGAAGGUACAAUUGCGAAGUCUGAAGAACUUGGAGCAAAAAUUGGCCAAAGACCCUUUGCCAAGUUACAGAUCGAAGAAGGACAGUAGUAUUAGCAUUGAUCGGAGUAAACUGGAAAUGUCGUCAGAUAACCAAUAUAUUAAUUAAUUAUUAUUCACUGUAGAUUUUGUACCAUUCAUCUGCUGUAAAUUGUGUACAUAGUAGAAUUGAAAAAAACUAAUGCUGGAUUUCUUCGAAUAGUAAGUAGCCAGUUGCCGUGCAGAAAAGUUUUUCUUGAUGAUUCAGGCGAGUAAAAUAAAAUAUUCACAAGA
This is a messenger RNA of Symsagittifera roscoffensis, 1890 nucleotides long. RefSeq names its product protein FAM227B-like. NCBI's taxonomy places the organism in Eukaryota, Metazoa, Xenacoelomorpha, Acoela, Convolutidae. The coding region runs from base 53 to 1726 and encodes 557 amino acids. The record is from RefSeq and is a predicted model, not a curated record. The transcript has 15 exons.